CAUGUUUUGUAUAUGACUCAGAUUUCGCAUCUUUGGAAACAACAACUUUAGAAGAAGUCGUGAUUGCUUUAGGAAGCAAUGUUGGAAACAGAAUGAAUAAUUUCAAAGAAGCUUUACGAUUGAUGAAAGAUUAUGGGAUCAGUAUAAUCAGACACAGUUGUUUGUACGAAACAGAACCUGUUCAUAUGACAGACCAACCAAGAUUUCUCAAUGCUGCAAUAAGAGGUGUAACAAAACUCGAACCUCAUGAACUCUUGAAUGUUCUCAAGAAAAUUGAGAAAGAGAUGGGUCGUGAAGAAAAUGGUUUAAGGUAUGGACCAAGACCACUUGACUUGGACAUAUUGUUCUAUGGGAAGCAUAGAAUAACUUCUGAUAAACUCAUCAUCCCCCAUGAGAGAAUAUGGGAGAGACCAUUUGUUUUAGCACCUUUGGUUGAUUUGCUUGGAACAGAAGAUAUCGAUAAUGAUCAUAUAGUUUCAUAUUGGCAUUCACUCUCAAUCCAUCCAGGUGGAAUUUUCCAAGCGUGGGAGCGGUUAGGUGGUGAAUCAUUGCUUGCAAAAGACGGUAUCCAAAGGGUUAUACCAAUAGGAGAUCAAUUAUGGGAUUUUUCUAAGAAAACUUUUGUGAUGGGUAUACUAAAUCUUACUCCUGAUAGCUUUAGUGAUGGAGGUAAGUUUCAAUCUAUAGAUUCCGCGGUUUCUCAAGUUCUCUUGAUGAUCUCUCAAGGUGUCGAUAUUAUUGAUAUCGGUGCACAAUCAACACGGCCAAUGGCUUCAAGAAUUUCUACUCAAGAAGAGAUAGAUAGACUAAUUCCGGUUUUAAAAUUUGUUCGCGGUAUGGCAGAGAUGAAAGGAAAGCUCAUAUCAGUGGACACUUUUAACUCUGAGGUUGCUUUAGAAGCAAUAAGAAAUGGAGCUGACAUUUUGAAUGAUGUCUCUGGAGGAAGUUUAGACCCGAAUAUGAAUAAAGUUGUUGCGGAUUCCGAUGUUCCUUAUAUGAUCAUGCACAUGAGAGGAGAUCCAUGUACAAUGCAAAACAAAGAGAAUUUGGAGUAUAAUGAUAUAUGCAAAGAUGUUGCUUCAGAGCUUUACUUGAGAGUAAAAGAGGCAGAACUCUCUGGAAUCCCAGCUUGGAGGAUUAUGAUUGAUCCAGGAAUUGGAUUUUCUAAGGGAAUAGAUCAUAACUUAGAUAUUAUCAUGGAGCUACCAAAAAUCAGGGGAGAGAUGGGUAAGAAGAGUAUAGGUUUGUCUCAUGCACCUAUACUUAUAGGACCUUCAAGGAAGAGAUUUUUGGGAGAUAUUUGUGGUCGUCCUGAAGCAAGUGAAAGAGAUGCUGCAACUGUUGCUUGUGUUACUGCAGGGAUAUUAAAAGGUGCUAAUAUCAUUAGAGUUCAUAAUGUUAGAGAUAAUGUAGACGCGGCAAGGCUUUGCGACGCAAUGAUGACGAAAAGUUAAAAAAAAACCAUGAUUAGUUGGUAUAAUCUGUAUCAUGGUUUUAAGAACAUAUGUACUUAAGAUGUGCUAAAAUGAUGUUAAAAAUAAGUUUCAUUUGUUUUUUCUGUAUUAAAAUUCAGUUCAUUUU
Arabidopsis arenosa is the source of this 1581-nucleotide messenger RNA. The record is from the annotation of a GenBank genome assembly. Lineage: Eukaryota; Viridiplantae; Streptophyta; Magnoliopsida; Brassicales; Brassicaceae.